GCAUUUACCUAUAAAUCAAGUCUUAUAAUCCAUAUGAGACUUCAUACUGGAGAAAAGCCAUUCACAUGCAAGGAAUGUGGGAAAGCAUUUACCUAUAAAUCAAGUCUUAUAAUCCAUAUGAGACUUCAUACUGGAGAAAAGUCAUUCACGUGCAAGGAAUGUGGGAAAGCAUUUACCCAGAAAUCAGGUCUUAUAAUCCAUAUGAGACUUCAUACUGGAGAAAAGCCGUUCAUGUGCAAGGAAUGUGGGAAAGCAUUUACCCAGAAAUCAGGUCUUAUAAUCCAUAUGAGACUUCAUACUGGAGAAAAGCCGUUCAUGUGCAAGGAAUGGAAAGCAUUUACCCAGAAAUCAGGUCUUAUAAUCCAUAUGAGACUUCAUACUGGAGAGAAGCCGUUCAUGUGCAAGGAAUGUGGGAAAGCAUUUACCCAGAAAUCAGAUCUGAUAAUCCAUAUGAGACUUCAUACUGGAGAGAAGCCAUUCAUGUGCGAGGAUUGUGGUAAAGCAUUUUCCAAUAAACGAGAUCUUGCAGUUCAUAUGAGAAUCCAUACUGGAGAAAAGCCAUUCACAUGCAAGGAAUGUGGGAAAGCAUUUACCCAUAAAUCAAGUCUUAUAAUACAUAUGAGACUACAUACUGGUGAGAAGCCAUUCAUAUGCAAGGAUUGUGGGAAAGCAUUUUCCCAGAAAUCAGGUCUUCUAUUCCAUAUGAGACUUCAUACUGGAGAGAAGCCGUUCAUGUGCGAGGUUUGUGGAAAAGCAUUUUCCGAUAAACGAGAUCUUGCAGUUCAUAUGAGAAUCCAUACUGGAGAAAAGCCAUUCACAUGCAAGGAUUGUGGGAAAGUAAUUUCCCAGAAAUCAGGUCCUAAAGUUCAUAUGAGACUCCAUACUGAAGAAAAUCCAUUCAAGUGCAAGGAAUGUGGGAAAGCAUUUUCCCAGAAAUCAGGUCUUAUAAUCCACAUGAGACUCCAUACUGGAGAGAAGCCAUUCAUGUGCAAGGAAUGUGGGAAAGCAUUUUCCCAGAAAUCAGGUCUUAUAAUCCAUAUGAGACUUCAUACUGGAGAGAAGCCGUUCAUGUGCGAGGUUUGUGGAAAAGCAUUUUCCGAUAAACGAGAUCUUGCAGUUCAUAUGAGAAUCCAUACUGGAGAAAAGCCAUUCACAUGCAAGGAAUGUGGGAAAGCAUUUACCCAUAAAUCAAGUCUUAUAAUCCAUAUGAGACUACAUACUGGAGAGAAGCCAUUCAUGUGUAAGGAUUGUGGGAAAGCAUUUACCCAGAAACCAGGUCUUAUAAUACAUAUGAGAUUACAUACUGGAGAGAAGCCAUUCAUGUGCAAGGAUUGUGGGAAAGCAUUUACCCAUAAAUCAAGUCUUAUAAUACAUAUGAGAUUACAUACUGGAGAGAAGCCAUUCAUGUGUAAGGAUUGUGGGAAAGCAUUUACCCAGAAAUCAGGUCUUAUAAUACAUAUGAGAUUACAUACUGGAGAGAAGCCAUUCAUGUGCAAGGAUUGUGGGAAAGCAUUUACCCAGAAAUCAGGUCUUACAAGUUCAUAUGAGAAUCCAUACUGAAGAAAAGCCAUUCAUGUGCAAGUAAUGUGUGAAAGCAUUUUCCAAGAAACAACAUCUUACAGCUCAUAUGAGAAUCCAUACUGGGGAAGCCUUAGACCCCAGGUUGGGGCCCAUCGCACCCCUGAUAUAAACUGAAAAGUAAGAAUAACGUAAACCAGAGAGAAAAGCCAUUCAUGUAUAAGGAAUGUGAGAAAACAUUUUCCUCAGCAAUUACAGUUCAUAAUAAUGAACAAAGAUGUUGGAAAGGAUAAAACGGUCCCCUCAACUCAUUUUUGCACCAGGCAGGUUGUUGAUGGUGGUGGUGGAACUUCUGCCACUCAGCAGGGAUUCCCACUAGACCAGCUCAGUCCUGGUCCUGGUCCAACAACCAUCAAGACGAGGGACCAAAAGAAACCAAAGGCAAUAUCAGUCUGUUAAGUAUUUCCUUGAGGAGAAGAAAAUCCUCCUGUUCAGCUUCACCUACUCAAGGUAUGAGGGGUGGGGGCAGAUGUAAGAAUCUAGUAUUCGAGGAAAAAUAAAGGAAGCAGAUUUACCAGCUGAAAAGGUUGCAGCCACUACAACAAGACUUUUAAGAUCAAUAUUCUCACAGAUUCCUAAAUAUCUCCCAGAAAAAGAAAUAGAAAAGAUAAAAAAAAGAAGCCAAGUCAAAAGCAAAGAGUGACUCUGAUAAAAAAGAAGCAGGUGAACAACAGGAUUAUAGAAGAAGUAUUUGGAGCAGGGAAGAAGAAUGGGUAUUAGUAUGGGCAAUGGAGUAUGCCAACGAAAAGUUCACAAGACAAAGAGAAAGAUGUAAUGAAUGGCAGAGAAUGUUCCAUCAACACUGCUCAAAUAAAAUUGGGCAUACCAGGAGCAAAGCUGACUCGCAGAAAUCCAAUUGCCUCACCCAAAAGCAUUUCACAGAAGAGGAAAUUGAAAAGUUGAGGGAGGAAGUUAAGAUCAUGGUAGAAAAACAAGAAAUGCACCAUUGAAGAGCCUUUGGGACUGCCAAGGGAUAACAUUGCAGUAACUACAGAUAAAGUCCAGCAAAGAUCAAUAUCGCUGAUGCCUCAGAGCACCACAACCCCAAGGCAAACAAGACAUGAUUGGAAACGCCAGGAUAGACAAGUGAGGACGACAACACCAGAACAUUCAGGCUCCCCUCUUCAAGGUCGAGUAUGGGCACAGAAGAUCUAGGCAGCCCUGAGAGACGAAAUGGAAACCACAUUCCAGCCAGGUGACCAAGUAACAUCCAAACAGAGCUUGACCCAGAACAGCGGGAGCUGGAAGAGGAACUAGCUAAUAAAAUUUAAGAGACUAAAGGAAUACCAAUGGAAGACUGCCCCAAGCUUAUCAAACUUAAAGAAAGUAAAGACUCAGAGCAUGGGUGAAAAGAGUCAACAUUGUUCUUGCUAGAAUGGUCCUAGCAGGGUUAAGUCUGACCGAAGCUAAUCAUAUCAACUAUGGUGCAAUGUGGUACAUACAAAGUAAGAUCAUACCAGAUUAUAAAGAAAAGAGAGGAAUCCACCCCAAGAAAAGAAAUGUAGAGCCAGCAUGGAAAAAGAAACAACAAGAUAAAAUAAAUCAAUCAAGUGCAGAGGUCUCCCAAAUGACCAACUAUAGGAGAGACCAAAAUCACUCACAAAAUCUGCUCACGAAAACAAGGAAAAUAAUGAACAAAAAAUACAGUAUAGGGGAUGAACAAAUGAAUGGAAACUGGCAGAACACCAAGCCAAUGUAAAGGCCCUAGCUGUACAAAUAAGGAACAAACAAACAGAAGAUAAAAGCAAAACAGAUAAAUAGGUAGUAUUGUGAAAAUCACAAGAUUGUGUAUGAACACACACACACACACACACACACACACCAACAUAUAUA
Macrobrachium nipponense is the source of this 3411-nucleotide messenger RNA. RefSeq names its product zinc finger protein 585B-like. Lineage: Eukaryota; Metazoa; Arthropoda; Malacostraca; Decapoda; Palaemonidae. Gene Ontology annotation, biological process: regulation of transcription by RNA polymerase II; embryo development; urogenital system development. The record is from RefSeq and is a predicted model, not a curated record. Gene Ontology annotation, cellular component: nucleus. Gene Ontology annotation, molecular function: RNA polymerase II transcription regulatory region sequence-specific DNA binding; DNA-binding transcription factor activity, RNA polymerase II-specific.